CAGCUAAUCCCACCACUUCAUUACCUGCCUGUCCUCCAGCCCUGUCACCAAUCUCUGGGAUGAGUGUGUGCUGAACUGAACAUUGAAGGAUGUUUAGCUGGGUGGUGAAAGUUGUCCCACAGCCUCCUGAAAAACCUGGAAAACUUGCAGAUGAAGAGAAAAACAAUGCAGCUCCAGAGGCAACUGUCAAAGAAGAAGCAAAAGCAGCAGACAAUCCUGUUAAGCCGAAAGAGGACGAAGUCUCUGAAGAAAACAGUACUCAGAGUGGAGUUUUGACCUGGCUGUCUCACGGCUUUAGCAGCGCCCUCCCCCAGCCUGUAUCCACCCCCAAACUGGGCAGAGCAAACUCGGAUGCCAAGCAGGAGGAAAAUGCAGUAAGCAACAGUAAAGCGGGUGAAGAGGCCGGAGUGAUGAACUGGAUUGUGCAGGGCUUGGGCAAGGUGGUUCCUCAACCGGAUGACAAGUACAAACAGCAAACAGACUCACAGGAGGUCACUGAGGCUCCAAAAGAGGUACCAGAGGCACAGGAGAAGCCUGCUGUGCAUGAUGCUAAAGACAUAGCAGAUGCUGAGCCUCUCCCACAAAUCGCUGUGGUGGAGGUAGUUUCUGAUGAAGAGACUGAUGGAGAUGGCAAGAACUUAACUCCAAGGGUGAUGGAGUGGAUAAAGCAUGGUUUUGAGAAGGUGGUUCCCCGGCCUUCUCCAGUGCACAGCCCAGAACCUCCUAAGAAGGAAACUUCUGCCCCAGAACCACCACCAGGUACAGCACCAGCACCUGCCCCCUCACCAGAAGAGCCACCCAAAGCGGAAGAGGGGACCAAAGGAGGCACAGCUGUGGAAGGAGAAACCAACAUGGUUGGCUGGAUUGUACAGGGACUCAGUCGCAUUGUGCCACAGCCUGUUCUGAAACCAAAAGAGGAGACCUCAGAUGCUGUUCAGAGCAUUUGCAUCAUGCAGGACCCAUCAGACAUGGUGCUGGAGGAGGUGGACUCAGACUGGGAGAAGCAGCAGAAGGCGCAGAGAGAUGCUGAAGCAAAGAAGCAGGGAGACCUGCAGGGAGUGCAGAGCAGCCCCCUGCUGGAGGCCCUGCCCAGAGUCCUGCCUGAGGUGUUGGCCAUGGAUCAGGAGGACGCUGAGACCCAGACUGAUGGCUGGACCCCGCUGGUGGAGAACAUCAAACGCAAGGCUGAGGAAGCUGCCAUGGUCUCCAUGCAGGAGAGGCUGGAGCAGGAGCGUUUGGAGGCAGCACGGAUGGCGGAGGAAUUGGCCCUCCAGGCUGCAGAGCUUGCAGUCAGACAGCUGGAGGAGGAGCACACUGGACUCAUCAACAUGGAGCCCGAAAUGUCUGAACCAGACAGCGGAGAACAACUGUCCAAUAUCCAGGAGGAAGAGAAUGAAGAAGAUCCAGAGUUGCAGCCACUGCGUGAGGAGAGUGAGGAGGAGAGUGGAGAUAGUCAAAACGCUGAUGCAGAUAUUAAGAGAUAUCUGGUGGAUGUCUGCCCAGCCGAUGAGCUCGAAGCCCAUGAAACUGAGGAUACAGUGGAUAGCCCCCCCAGGGCCGAGUCACCAGAGCCACCGAAGACAGCCCAACCAGAGCCUGCCAGAGGGGAACCUGCGCCAGCGAAGAGGGCUUCAUUACCUGUAGUGACCACCCAGCCUCAACCUGCUGCUUCAGACCACUCACCUCAAGCUGGUGUCCAGGAAGAAGAGACUCAAGGAGAGGGUUGUGGAGAAUUUCCUCAUGUCAACAUAGAGGAGGUUGAUGGUGGAGGCGCUUCCGCUGUUCCCCAAAUCGUCGAACCCCAAGAGUCAGAUGGCUCCAACCUCACUGUACCUGUUACUGAACUGUCCAAACGCAGCAAAGCUGUGGGCAUAGAGACAAUGUUGAACGACAUGGACACGCCUGGUUUGCUGACUGUUGAUGAAGAAGAACGGCCUCUCUCUGCAACCAGUCAGACCAGUGUUGUGGUGAAUGAACGACUGCAGGAGUUGGUGAAGCUGUUUAAGGAACGAACAGAACGAACUAGAGAGAGACUGGUGGACCCAGAUGAGUCUGACGAGGAAAGCCCCUCAGCAUCACCUGCUAAAAAAGCUGAUGCUCCACCGCCGCCGCCACCACCUCCUCCUCCUGACGAGGAAAAGAAGGAUCCAGCAGAUGGCGAGAAAGCAGAAGAGGAAAACUUCCUGGAGUUUAUGGGCUACCAGGUCAAAUUGCCCAAAAUGCCUAAAAUGCCCGACUGGCUAAGAGCAAUAGUGGAGUACCGCUUCCCUUCCAGCAUCGAUCCGUACACUGAUUUGAUCUAUGUCUUAUGGCUGUUUUUGGUAACCUGUGCAUGGAACUAUAACGUGUGGUUGAUCCCGGUGCGCUGGGCCUUCCCCUACCAAACACCAGAGAACAUCCACCUGUGGCUGCUGGCCGACUACCUUUGUGACAGCAUAUACAUCCUAGACAUCCUGGUGUUCCAGCCCAGACUGCAGUUUGUCAGAGGAGGAGAUAUUGUGUGUGACAAAAAGGACAUGAGAGAAAAUUACAUGCAGACAGAGCGAUUUAAGAUGGAUAUGAUCAGUUUGUUCCCACUUGAGAUCCUGUACUAUUUCACUGGAGUUAAAUCUGUUUUACGCUUCCCUCGCAUUCUUAAGUACCAGGCAUUCUUUGAAUUCAAUGAUCGCCUUGAGGCCGUGAUGAAAAAAGCCUACAUUUACAGAGUGAUCCGCACAUCUGCAUACUUGCUCUACUCGUUGCACUGUAACGCCUGUCUGUUUUACUGGGGCUCUGAUUAUGAAGGCUUGGGCUCCACCAAGUGGGUUUAUGAUGGCAGAGGCAACAGUUAUAUCCGCUGCUAUUACUUUGCUGUAAAAACUCUAAUCACCAUUGGAGGCCUGCCGGAUCCCACCACUGUGUUUGAAAUCGUCUUUCAGCUGGUCAAUUACUUCGUGGGAGUCUUUGCUUUCUCCAUCAUGAUUGGUCAGAUGAGAGAUGUUGUUGGAGCAGCCACUGCAGGCCAGGCGUACUACAGAGCAUGUGUGGACAGCACAGUAAACUACAUGACCUCCUACCGCAUCCCCCACGAGGUUCAGAAACGGAUCAAGACCUGGUAUGACUACACCUGGCAGUCCCAGGGCAUGCUGGAUGAGCGCGAUUUGCUCGUACAGCUUCCUGAUAAGAUGCGUCUGGACAUUGCAGCGGAUGUGAACUAUUCCAUCGUCAGCAAAGUGGCCCUCUUUCAAGGCUGUGACAGACAGAUGAUAUUUGACAUGUUGAACAGGUUGAAGUCGGUGGUCUAUCUGCCAGGAGACUACGUGUGUAAGAAGGGUGAGAUUGGCCGGGAGAUGUACAUCAUUAAAGCUGGGGAGGUGCAGGUGGUGGGAGGCCCAGACGGGAACACUGUGUUUGUGACUCUGAGAGCGGGCUCUGUGUUUGGGGAAAUCAGCUUGCUGGCAGGUGGAGGUGGGAACAGGCGUACGGCUAAUGUCAGGGCACAUGGUUUCGCCAACCUCUUCAUCCUGGAUAAGAAAGACCUGGCGGAGAUCCUGGUGCACUAUCCCGAGUCAGAGAAACUCCUGCGGAAGAAGGCCAAGAAGAUGUUGACAAAGGAUAAGAAGCCUGCAGAGGAGAAGACUAAAGAAACUGGUGAGGUCAUCCCCCCACGCCCAGAGACGCCCAAACUCUUUAAGGCCGCCCUGAAGGUGGGCAAAGGAGAAACGUUCGCCAAGCUGAAGGAAACCUACAAAAGCACCGGAGCCACACUAGAGCCCUCUGCUAGCACCUCCGCUGGUGCCCCCAUCCCCCCUCCCUCCCCCAUACACCGCCGCUCACCCGUCCCACGGCUGGUCCCACAGGACGACGACGACAUGGUAUCAGAAACCACAGACAGCACCAUGGUCAUCCGUAUGACUCCCCGGCAACACGGGGAGGAGAUUCUGUCUGUGGAAGUGGGUCCUGGGGAGGAAGAGGGCGACGGUCAACGUCAGACAGAGGGAGAGAAGAAAGAUGAAUAGAAAGAGAACGUAAACAUACACUGGCCAAUGAACGGGCAGCUUGAAUCUUGACACCGUGAGAAAACACUCGCAGAAAUAAAGGUGCCGAGAGGGGUUCUUUAGAGUCACGCCAUAGAAGAAGCACUUUUGGUUCUCUAAAGAACUUUUCAAUGGAUGGGUCCUUAAAGAACCACUUUAAUGACCUAACAAACUGUUCAGUAGAUGAUUUCUUAAAGAAGCAUUCGUGGCUUCCUAAAGAACUUUUCAAUGGACAGUUCUUUAAAUAAACUUUUUUGUUUCCUUGAAGAACCUUUCA
This is a messenger RNA of Pygocentrus nattereri (red-bellied piranha), 4293 nucleotides long. RefSeq names its product cyclic nucleotide gated channel subunit beta 1a (gene cngb1a). Gene Ontology annotation, cellular component: photoreceptor outer segment; plasma membrane; intracellular cyclic nucleotide activated cation channel complex. Gene Ontology annotation, molecular function: intracellularly cAMP-activated cation channel activity; intracellularly cGMP-activated cation channel activity; protein-containing complex binding. The record is from RefSeq and is a predicted model, not a curated record. The coding region runs from base 90 to 3998 and encodes 1302 amino acids. Gene Ontology annotation, biological process: retina homeostasis; monoatomic cation transmembrane transport. The transcript has 41 exons. Lineage: Eukaryota; Metazoa; Chordata; Actinopteri; Characiformes; Serrasalmidae.